CUGAGUGAUGACGUGUACUCCUCCGGUUUUGGGUCUCGGUGGUGUUUACGGCUAGCUGCUAGCUGAAAGAAAGAUGCGGCAGGCAAAGCUGCAGGAAUAGGAGUAGUAUUUCACACAUCGCUUUCACAAUGACCAACAGGACAUCUUAUUUUUAUGACCCGGACGUGGGCAACUUUCAUUACGGUGCUGGCCACCCCAUGAAGCCUCACCGUCUGUCUCUGACACACAGUCUGGUGUUGCACUAUGGACUCUACAAGAAGAUGAUGGUUUUUAAGCCGUACAAAGCCUCACAGCAUGACAUGUGUCGCUUCCAUUCUGAGGACUACAUCGACUUCCUGCAGAAAGUCAGCCCCAACAACAUGCAGGGCUUCACAAAGAGCCUCAACACAUUUAACGUGGGAGACGACUGUCCGGUGUUUCCAGGUCUGUUUGAGUUCUGCUCAAGAUACACAGGAGCAUCUUUACAGGGAGCAACGCAGCUCAACCACAAGAUCUGUGACAUCGCCAUCAACUGGGCAGGAGGUUUGCAUCAUGCUAAAAAAUUUGAGGCAUCUGGGUUUUGUUACGUAAAUGACAUCGUCAUCAGCAUACUGGAGCUUCUCAAGUACCACCCCAGGGUUCUGUACAUUGACAUCGACAUUCACCAUGGCGACGGCGUCCAGGAAGCGUUUUACCUGACAGACCGUGUCAUGACCGUGUCCUUUCACAAGUAUGGCAACUACUUUUUCCCUGGCACAGGUGACAUGUACGAGGUGGGGGCGGAGAGUGGCCGAUACUACUGCCUCAACGUUCCUCUCAGAGAUGGCAUUGAUGACCAGAGCUACAGGCAGCUGUUCCAGCCGGUUAUCAAGCAGGUGGUGGAUUAUUACCAGCCCACCUGCAUCGUCCUACAGUGCGGAGCAGAUUCUCUGGGCUGUGACCGACUGGGCUGCUUCAACCUUAGCAUACGAGGACACGGUGAGUGUGUGGAGUUUGUAAAAAGUUUUAAGAUCCCUCUGCUGGUUCUUGGAGGAGGAGGAUACACGGUGAGGAAUGUGGCUCGCUGCUGGACUUUUGAAACGUCUCUGUUGUUGGAGGAAUCCAUCAGUGAUGAGCUGCCUUAUAGCGAAUAUUUUGAGUACUUUGCUCCUGACUUCACGCUGCAUCCUGAUGUCAGCACCAGGAUAGAAAACCAGAACUCCAGACAGUACCUGGAGCAGAUCCGUCAGACAGUAUUUGAGAACCUGAAGAUGCUGAACCACGCUCCGAGUGUCCAGAUCCACGACGUUCCCUCCGAUAUGCUGAGCUACGAGCGCAACGAUGAGCCUGACCCCGAUGAGAGGGGAGCAGAGGAAAACUACACACGGCCUGAAGCAGCAAACGAGUUCUACGAUGGUGACCAUGACAACGACAAGGAGAGCGACGUUGAAAUCUAAGACUAGAAACCCUACGGCUUCACCGAGACAAACGAAAUGGACUGUGCUGAAACACGCUGAACUCGUGCCAACAACUGUUCCUCCACAACUCAAAUUAACGGCAGGUUGCUGAGAUUUUCUCACCACUGUAAGACGUUUUUCUGAUGGACUCUUGACAUUUUGGUAAAUGUUCACAAAGUUUACUUGUGUCUUUUCUCCAUGUAGUCUUGAUUUAAAAAAAAAAAAAAAAAAGGUGGUCUGGUUUUGUAUCUGAAAGGUUAGGUCUAUUGACGAUUCCUGAAUUUCAGAAGCCAACGCUCCCAUCCAACCAUUACUAGUUCUGAGGAAUCUGAAUCAUCUGUUUUUAACUGAACCCAGAUUGAGGCUGCUGGACUGGGGCCAGUCCAGCCAAAAACGGGUCUCCUGCCUUUUUAGAUCAUCUGUUUAAAGUUGCCUCCCAUAAUUUUUCUAGUGAUUUAUUAAUGGGAAAGACAUGGGGUUGACCUGUGUAAUUGUAACAAGCUCUGUACAGUUCUGUUUAUGGUGUUAAAAGAAAAACUUUGUAUCUCCUGCAGUCCAAUCAACCCAUGUGAGAUUUGAUAGUUUGGUUUUAAUAAAAAAACUAAAUCA
Girardinichthys multiradiatus is the source of this 2024-nucleotide messenger RNA. It is a transcript of the gene hdac3, whose product is annotated as histone deacetylase 3. The record is from RefSeq and is a predicted model, not a curated record. The transcript has 15 exons. Gene Ontology annotation, molecular function: histone deacetylase activity. The coding region runs from base 129 to 1415 and encodes 428 amino acids. Lineage: Eukaryota; Metazoa; Chordata; Actinopteri; Cyprinodontiformes; Goodeidae.